This is a messenger RNA of Anopheles stephensi (Asian malaria mosquito), 1114 nucleotides long. It is a transcript of the gene osi, whose product is annotated as electron transfer flavoprotein regulatory factor 1. The coding region runs from base 553 to 804 and encodes 83 amino acids. Gene Ontology annotation, biological process: respiratory electron transport chain. The transcript has 2 exons. Gene Ontology annotation, cellular component: mitochondrion. NCBI's taxonomy places the organism in Eukaryota, Metazoa, Arthropoda, Insecta, Diptera, Culicidae. The record is from RefSeq and is a predicted model, not a curated record.
GUUUCCGGUCCAGCAGUGGGUCUACAACCAAAACAAACACAUUAUUCACAGCCAUAAAUGCACAUUUCCACCACUCACAUCUCCAUCGUAAGCUCCAUGAUGGGGUGAAAUGAGAAUCCGUACUCGGUGCAAAUCGCGUCGUUCAACACUGCGAAACCGAUCCAAGCGAACCAACCUGCUGCUGCUGCUAUUGCUCACGACGGCCUGUGAAUGUAAUUGUGUAUUUCACAACUUGCGUUGGUUGCUUCCGCGCCACACUCGAUGCGCGUGUAUCAUCAUCGCUUUGGUAACGGCUUUGUUUAACAACAACCCGGCCUUCUACGUUUCGUACGUGAUGCCUGCACCAACACACGCGCAAACGCACCCUCUCUCGCAUAUGCACCGUGAUCAGCUGGUGUUGGGGUGGUUCGUGGUGUACGUGUCGCUUUGGCCAGCUUUUUUUGACAGCUGACCAUACAACGAGUUUGUUUGUUGUUUUGAUGUGUGGCUACAAUUUCAUUUUUGCGCAACAGCUAGCUCCCAGCGAAUCUUCCCGCAGCGAACGAACGAACGAUGGCGGAUCAUCGGCGACGUGUGUUGGAUCUUUACAAACGGUUGCAGUACAUGGGCCGCGAGUAUCCGGGCGGACCGGACAAAUUUCGGCAGCGCUGCUACAACGCGUUCAAGCGCCAAAGCACCGAAACCGAUCCGGAGAAGAUUGAGAAAGCGAUCGGGCUGGGCGAGUACGUGGUGAAGGAAAUUGAAGCCCUGUACAGCCUGCGAAAGUAUCGGGCCAUGAAGCGUAGAUAUUACGAUGAGAAGUAGUGGAAGGGGGCGGGUGGUGGGGGUUAAAAGAAGUUACAGGGAAAGGGAACUAGAGAGAUUGUUGAUAAGCCAGCAGGGAGGGUGAUUAUUGAUAUGACCUUCGGAGAUAGUGGGCAAUGGGAGGAAGUAUUUUGGAUCUGGAGAGGAGAUGUACAUAUUCACUAGCAAAGCCGCAAACAUACUCCCACAUGGGGUUAAGAGGCUAAUCCUAAACGUUCCUCAACGUUGUCGAUCAAAGAGAUAUUCCUUUAUAGAUGGUAAAACUGUAGAAGUCGAAUAAACACGCUUUUUUGUUGUAGAAAAAUAGGAA